This is a messenger RNA of Wickerhamiella sorbophila, 468 nucleotides long. RefSeq lists its product as hypothetical. NCBI's taxonomy places the organism in Eukaryota, Fungi, Ascomycota, Dipodascomycetes, Dipodascales, Trichomonascaceae. Bases 1 to 468 code for a protein of 155 amino acids. The transcript has a single exon. The record is from RefSeq and is a predicted model, not a curated record.
AUGCCAACUGCACAUGGGCUUGACUUCGCUGCGGACUUUGCAAACUCUGCGUCGCCAACCACGGCAAGUUUCCUACCCGCGGCCAUAAUCAUUCCUCACUCUUCAGCCAUAGACCUGCCCGACGAGCUGGUCCAAAACGACUUUUCAACUGGAUCUGUAAUGACUCUGAUGUCAGUGCCCUCGCUAAUUGGCGCGGCCAACCCGAGUCAAGGUGCAGUCACCACCAGUCAGGCGCCAUUCACCGGUGGCUCGAAUGGAUUGCUGUUGGAUUCGGGCUCCCCAUCGGCAACCGGGCAUGUCACGAACUCAACAAACCAGACAGCUACCCUCACCAUUUCUAAUUUGCCCACGUCCACGGCGGUGAACCAGACGACGUCCUCCUCGACGUUCCUACCAAAAAACGGCGCCAAUCAGCCCGCUUCUUUCGCAGGGGUCGCAAUGGUUGCUGCAGUGUUGGCUCUUAUUUAA